AUGGAUGCCGACGACGCUUCGAUUACCGCCGAGGAAGAAGGGGGCGAAGAAGACACGGGUGCAGAUGCAGACAAUGAAGACGAGGAGGAGGAUGAGCCUGACAUUGGAGAGAUCGAUGCGGUCGAAGAGAUAGUCGAUGAGAAGGAAUCCAAGGCCGCGGCAGAGUAUGCUGAGCGUUACUUCGAUAAUGUGGACGACGACUCACAAGAUGAUGCCAUUGGUAUCUUCGACACACAUCAACCUGUCGACCUUGCCCAUGACGCCGAGCAAUCUCAAGAACCCCAGGUUAACCAGCCCCUGAGUGCCUUUGACAUAGCUCUCGGUCUAAUGACCCACAUUCGUGGCAUGAGUAAUGCCAACUGGACAAUCAUCCGAGAGAUUCUACGGCUUCCUAAGUCACCAGGAGAUAGCCGCGUGCCCCUUAAGAAUCUCCCAAAGGCACUCGCCACUACCAAGGCUUCGGUCACACGCCAACUUCCACUCAUCGAUAUGCGCGUUAUGGACGUGCUUUUGAAGAUAGAGAAGCUUCCGACCAUGAAUGAGACGCAGAAGGAGAAGGCGAAGCAGAAUGAAGUCUUGACUGCCAAGCUGUUCUUCUUUAAUCCGGUCAGCUUGUUCACGUCGAUCCUCGUAUCAGAUCUCGCUAAGAAGAUGCACUUCGACAUGGCCUACUUCGUUGACUCGCCUUCGGAACUCUAUCACUCUCAUACUUGGUCUGGGUCGAUCCGGACGACUUCCGGCAUCUAUGUACACUCCAUCAACGAGGACCUCACUCUAGGGGACCCCAUCUUCCCCUCUAACUUCGUCUACUUCGUCUGUUGCCAGGCUGAUUGUCGAUGCGCAAAUUCCAACGCAUCCGACUACUCAUUUUACCAUGUCGGAAGAGUCUAUGGAGUCGGCAAGGACUUUAAAUCCCGCAGCCUCCGCAACAAGGCAGCCCCGCAUCGAGAUAACAUUCACUACAUCCCUCAAAAGUUUACUAUCGACUUUUGCCCUAUCACGCGCGAUCUCUUUCACGGUAAAGCAAUAGAUGACCCGAGCUACAUGCCUCCAGAGACCCAGUGCGGUAAACUUAAGGCACCUCAUCAGAAGUAUACACCGAAGCGGCCCAAGAUGAAGGAUCAGCAUAACGACUUCCUUGUUCGCCGCAUCAUUCUUGAUAAUCUCGAAGUUGACCCCCUGUGCCAUACACAUCCCAUCCGAGCUGAGCUUGAGCUCGAGUACUAUAGCCGAAAGAUCUUCACAGAGAAGUGA
This is a messenger RNA of Colletotrichum fioriniae, 1254 nucleotides long. The record is from RefSeq and is a predicted model, not a curated record. Lineage: Eukaryota; Fungi; Ascomycota; Sordariomycetes; Glomerellales; Glomerellaceae.